Messenger RNA from Dunckerocampus dactyliophorus (ringed pipefish), 2023 nucleotides. RefSeq names its product S100 calcium binding protein Z (gene s100z). Gene Ontology annotation, molecular function: calcium ion binding. Gene Ontology annotation, cellular component: cytoplasm. The coding region runs from base 1626 to 1922 and encodes 98 amino acids. NCBI's taxonomy places the organism in Eukaryota, Metazoa, Chordata, Actinopteri, Syngnathiformes, Syngnathidae. The record is from RefSeq and is a predicted model, not a curated record. The transcript is spliced from 2 exons.
GAUCCUGUGCUCAUGAAGUGUAGUCAGGAAGCACCAAAAUAGUUAAAAUUUCCAGUAUCAUCAACAGAGCUCCUGCCAUACACGUCCUUCCCCGUCAAGGAAAAGAAAAAAAAAAAAAAAAAAAAAGUGAAACUGGCUGGGACAAGUGAAAUUGGCUGUUCAUCAGCUAAUCAAAAGCCUUUCAAAGGCAACAUUUUGGUGAAGAUCUGGAUUGAAUGUGGUUUAGUGUCAGAUGCUUUCUCUCUUUGUAACGCGGAUUGUAACGUCUUUAAACAUCCUGAGGCUCAAGGAACAAAAAACGUUACUCCCUCCGGCGGCCGCCAGAGGGCAGUGGAUCUGCACACAGUGUCCCUGCAAGCUGUCACUUGCUGACGUCUCACACGAGGCCUGGGAGAGCAAGAAGUCCCACAUCAAAACUGCAGCCGAUCAACACUGGAACCCCCCCACUCCUUCCGAGGCAUCUGGAGGAAGCACGAGAGGUCCUCCACGGCUCGCGGAUGUGAUCGCACACGAGCUGAAACACAUCUGAGAUCAGUGUUACGCCGACGAUGCUACACAGAGGAGAGGAAAUGAAAAGAAUUGUGGCCAGAGUGAGACGCGGGGGGGUAGCUGGGACCGCGGGGGUUGGCUACUGUGUGAUGUAUUGAUGCUACUCUCAAGAGACUUUCAGUUCAUCUGCUUGCUCAUAAAUGGAAACUUGUUGAGUGGAAGAAGGCUUGCAGGCGCACCUGAACGUCCUACGCGGGAGGGGGGGGUGUUCCUGCGUGGACCGAAAAUGAUGAAAGGAUGAAAGCGGGAAAGCGGGGCCUUUGCUAAAAAAUAAAGCUGACAAAAAACCUGGGAGGAUUGUGACACGCUGGCAGGCAAACAGGAACAAGUCCCUGCACGUUGACCUCCUUCGCCCUUUAGUCUCCUUGCUGUCAUCAACGUGCACAUCCUGUUGUUGCACAGCAUUCCUAAGCGUGGUUUUGGUUUGUUUGCUUGGCGAGUUGAAGGAGGAGGAAGAAGCCCUUCUUCACGUUUCCUGGCCAUCAUUAAUUCACAGCGUAACUUCUGUUGCACGUUGACCGUUGCUGACGUCACCACAGCCUGAGCAUGAAAGCAUCCUUGCGUGUCCCUCAGCAUUCACGCCACCGUGUUGGCGCUCGUUUCUCAGCAUCGCCACAAUGUUGGUGUCUCCGCAUUCCCGCAACCCGAGGAUGACACGUUGGCGGCGUGAAUUCACACCACCCGCGUCCGUGCUCGCCACCAUCGAGAGCGGCGGCGUGCAGUCUCGCGGGGCGCGUGGAAACGCCGGAAGGAUUCAAACGAGACACGCGGGCGGCAAAAUGCGACAUGUGCUUGAAGGCGUGCGGGCUGGAGACCUUGAUGAGCCCCCCCGGGGGUGGCAGGGUCACAUCAGCACAUGUUUUGUUUUUCAUUGAGCCUGGAAAGGAAGGCGGUUUCCAUUGGCGCCUUUCCUGGGGGAUUAAUUAGCCCGGCGCUCACUUCCUGACAAACAAGCUGCCUUGCGCCAUCACACCUGACCACCUCUCCUCACAGGUAGGACCUUCCUCCUCGUGCUCUUGCAACCGGUUUUUCGCUCUUCUUUCGCCUUCGCCGUUGUGAUCUGGUGGCCCGGCAGGAUGCCGAGCCAGCUGGAGGGCGCCAUGGACGCGCUGAUAGCGGUCUUCUACAACUACUCGGGCCACGACGGGGACAAGUACAAGCUGAACAAGGGCGAGCUCAAGCAGCUGCUGCACAGCGAGCUCACCGACUUCCUGACGUCCCAGAAGGACCCGCUGCUCGUGGAGAAGAUAAUGAACGAUCUGGACUCCAACAAAGACAACGAGGUGGACUUCAACGAGUUUGUGGUGCUGGUGGCGGCACUCACCGUGGCCUGCAACGACUUCUUUCAGGAGCAGAAGAAGAAAAGCAAGUAGACGUUCAGCUGGAAAUGAAUUUGUGAACACAUGCUGUUAGCGCUAGAAAGCUCGUGUCCCAAAAGUCAGUUCAGCAUCCUUGUCAAUAAAUUUGAUGCGGU